This is a messenger RNA of Acanthamoeba castellanii str. Neff, 1266 nucleotides long. Its product is annotated as tubulin alpha1a chain, putative. Gene Ontology annotation, biological process: mitotic cell cycle; microtubule cytoskeleton organization. The transcript has 6 exons. Bases 1 to 1266 code for a protein of 421 amino acids. Gene Ontology annotation, cellular component: microtubule; cytoplasm. The record is from RefSeq and is a predicted model, not a curated record. Lineage: Eukaryota; Discosea; Longamoebia; Acanthamoebidae. Gene Ontology annotation, molecular function: structural constituent of cytoskeleton; GTP binding.
AUGAGGGAAAUCAUCUCGUUGCACGUAGGGCAGGCCGGCGUGCAGGUCGGCAACGCUUGUUGGGAGCUGUACUGUCUCGAACACGGCAUCCACAGCGACGGCACCCUGCUCCCAGGGCGUACGGAGUCCGGCCUCGGCACCUUCUUCAACGAGACCAGCUCUGGCAAGUAUGUGCCGCGUGCGCUGCACUUCGACUUAGAGCCAUCGGUGAUCGACCAGAUCAGAAACGGACCGAUGGCCCAGCUCUACCACCCCGACCAGCUGCUGAACGCCUACGAGGACGCCGCGAGCAACUACGCUCGCGGCCACUACACGGUUGGCAAAGAGAACAUCGAGAUGGUAAGCGAGCGCGUCCGUAAGCUCACUGAGCAGUGCGAUGGCCUUCAGGGCUUCUUCCUGUUCCAUUCCGUUGGCGGCGGUACCGGUUCUGGCUUCGGCUCGCUUCUGCUCGAGCGGCUCUCCUUCGACUUCCCCAAAAAGAGCAAGCUCGACUUCUGCGUGUUUCCGUCGCCUCAGGCCAGCACCAGCGUCGUUGAACCCUACAACGCCAUGUUCUCGACCCGUUUUCUUCUCGAGCACGCCAACAUGGCCUUCAUGUUCGACAAUGAGGCCCUCUAUGACAUCUGCAAGACCAAGCUCAAUGUAGAGCGCCCGACGUACAGCAACCUGAACAGGUUGAUCGCGCAGGUCGGCUUGAUUCCCUUCCCGCGUAUCCACCUCCUGCUAUGCUCGUAUGCACCAAUCGUUGGCGCCGCCAAUGUGGACCGCGAGAGGCUCACGGUCGAGGAGCUCACCAGCGCAGCUUUCGAUCCCUCUUCCAUAAUGGCGAAAUGUGACCCGCGUAAUGGGGCUUCAUCUUCAGGCAAAUACAUGGCCGUGUGCAUGAUGUACCGUGGCGACAUAGUGGCCAAGGACGUUCACGCCUCCGUUGCUAAGAUCAAGACCUCCAAGACCGUCCAGUUCGUGGACUGGUGCCCGACGAGCCCCAAGUGCGGCGUCAACAAGGAGCCGCCCGCGGCGGUGCCCGGAGGCGACCUUGCCCAGGUGCCCCGCGCGUGCUGCAUGGUGUCCAACACCACCGCGAUCGUCGAAGUGUUCUCCCGCGUGUACCGCCAGUACCGCCUCAUGUUGGCCAAGCGGGCCUUCGUCCACUGGUACGUGGGCGAGGGCAUUGACGAAGGCGAGUUCACCGAGGCCUGCGAGAUCAUCACCACCCUCGCGAGCGACUACCAGGAGCUGAGCAACGCCGCCAGUUUCGAGUUCUGA